This is a messenger RNA of Mucor velutinosus, 714 nucleotides long. RefSeq lists its product as uncharacterized. The record is from RefSeq and is a predicted model, not a curated record. The coding region runs from base 1 to 714 and encodes 237 amino acids. NCBI's taxonomy places the organism in Eukaryota, Fungi, Mucoromycota, Mucoromycetes, Mucorales, Mucoraceae. Gene Ontology annotation, molecular function: structural molecule activity. The transcript has a single exon.
AUGUACACAAAUUGGCAAGAACAAGGCUUGGACUCAUUUACUGCCAUCCGAUGGUAUCGUGUUGGUGCAGUUGUUGAAUAUCUACAUGAGCUUCGCAGAUACAUCAUCUGCACUCCAGGUAAAUUGAGUAGCACGUAUAUGCCAAUGUUACAAAAAGAGUACUCUCAAGUUUACGACGGCGAGCAAGAUGCUCUAUCAGAGGGACAUGCCAUGGCACAGCAGAACAAUGAGCGCACUCAAGGUCUCCCUGCCAAAGAGAGCCAACGAUUCCCUGCCCAUGAAGUCUACAUCUGUGAAGCCAUCGGUGAUUGGGGUCUCAUGCUGGAUCGUCUCGCACUGAUGUCAAGCAUCAUGGUCAAUACAAACAGAUUGGAACGAAGAUAUCCUCAUGUUGACACAGCGGGUGGCUUGGAAGAACAGGGUAUGGUGAUGAUUCAUAAACUUAUGCGAAUGAUUGUGGAGAGAGUAGACUUUGUCAAUCGUCAACAGUUUGAGGCACGUUAUGAUUUGAAUUGGCAACAAGAACAGGAGCAUGAACAAACAUCUCAACAGCGCAGUGGCAUCACGGAAAGCAAUAAAGCAAAUCAUGUCAAGCGUGAAGAGACUCCUAGGCGAGACACCACUGGCUCUGGAUCAAGCACUCCUCACUAUAGAUCCAUGUCGAGUGAUCGCUCAGAAGGCACUGUAGACUUGACAUCCAAUCAACCAAACUAA